Messenger RNA from Phascolarctos cinereus (koala), 3269 nucleotides. RefSeq names its product Rho GTPase activating protein 1 (gene ARHGAP1). NCBI's taxonomy places the organism in Eukaryota, Metazoa, Chordata, Mammalia, Diprotodontia, Phascolarctidae. The record is from RefSeq and is a predicted model, not a curated record. Gene Ontology annotation, cellular component: cytoplasm. Gene Ontology annotation, molecular function: GTPase activator activity. Gene Ontology annotation, biological process: negative regulation of endocytic recycling; small GTPase-mediated signal transduction.
CGGGGCGGUGGCUCCUGUGGGUGUGGGUCUGGGUGAGUGUGCCUGCGGGGGAGGGGGGCGGCAAUCCUCCCUCCCGAGCUCCCUCCCCCACCCCGUGCGUCCGCUUCCGAGCCGGAUGUUGGCGGAGCUUUGACAGGAGGAGGUGGCGGCAGAGGCAGCUUCGGCAGCGGCGGCUCUGCAGGGCAAGACCAAGCAGCAGCAUGGCCAUGGAUCCUCUCUCCGAUCUGCAGGAUGACCUAGCCUUUGACAACACCAGCCAGGCCCUGAACCAGCUGAAGCUGGCUUCCAUUGAUGAUAAAAACUGGCCCUCGGAUGAAAUGCCUGACUUUCCCAAAUCCGAUGACUCCAAGAGCAGCUCCCCGGAUCCUGUCACACACCUGAAAUGGGACGACCCUUACUAUGACAUAGCCCGACACCAGAUCGUGGAAGUGGCAGGAGAUGACAAAUAUGGGCGGAAGAUCAUCAUAUUCAGUGCCUGUAGGAUGCCUCCAAGCCACCAGCUGGAUCAUGUCAAACUCCUAGAGUACCUAAAGUAUACCUUGGACCAGUAUGUGGAGAGUGACUACACCCUGUUGUACCUGCACCACGGCCUGACCAGUGAGAAUAAGCCCUCCCUCAGCUGGCUUCGAGAUGCUUACCGGGAGUUUGACCGCAAGUACAAGAAGAACAUUAAAGCCCUGUACGUCGUGCACCCCACCAUGUUCAUCAAGACGCUGCUCAUCCUCUUCAAACCCCUCAUUAGCUUCAAGUUUGGCAGGAAGAUUUUCUAUGUGAACUACCUGAGUGAGCUGAGUGAGCAUGUGAAGUUGGAGCAGCUGGGCAUCCCCCGCCAAGUGCUCAAGUAUGAUGACUUCCUCAAAUCCACCCAGAAAACGCCGGCCACAGCUCCCAAGCCCAUGCCCCCUCGGCCCCCACUCCCCAACCAGCAGUUUGGGGUCUCGUUGCAGCACCUCCAGGAGAAGAGCACCGAGCCCGAACACCUGCCCCUUGUCCUCAGAGAGACCGUCACCUACCUGCAAGCCCAUGCUCUUACCACAGAGGGGAUUUUCCGGAGAUCAGCCAACACUCAGGUUGUGCGGGAGGUGCAGCAGAAGUACAACAUGGGGCUGCCGGUAAACUUUGAGCAGUAUGAUGAUGUGCACCUCCCAGCGGUCAUCCUGAAGACCUUCCUUCGGGAGCUGCCUGAGCCCUUGCUCACUUUUGACCUCUACCCCCACGUUGUGGGCUUCCUCAAUAUUGAAGAGGACCGGAGAGUAGCAGUGACCCUCCAAGUCCUGCAGACCCUACCUGAGGAAAACUACCAGGUCCUGCGCUUCCUCACAGCCUUCCUGGCCCAGAUCUCCUCCUAUAGCGACCAAAACAAGAUGACCAACACUAACCUGGCCGUGGUCUUCGGGCCCAACUUGCUGUGGGCCAAGGAUGCGGCCAUCACUCUCAAAGCCAUCAAUCCCAUCAACACCUUCACCAAGUUCCUGCUGGAUCACCAAGCAGAGCUGUUCCCCAACUUGGUGGGGCCCUGAGUGCCCCUCGUUUCCAUCCCACCCCCUCCUCCCCCUCUUCUCUGGCAGCCACCGUCCACUCCCUUGGCCUUGUCCCAGUGGAUUCCCCGUGCAGGAAUAAGCCUCGGGGUCCUGAGAGGUAACAAAGCUCAGGAAGGAGACCCCUCCUCUGUGACGGGUACAGACUUCCCAGCCAGUGAAACCCUUCUGUUCUGUGCCCACAGCCUCGCCCAGGCCCCCACCCUACUGAGGCUUCACAGGCCUCUCUUUUAAACAUUCCUUCUCUCAGCAGCCUUAUACUCCUACACUGCCUCUGUGGUGCCCAGGAUGCUGGAGGUUUCCCUGAUGCCAAAAUCUGGCUUUCAAGGUGGGAAAAGAGGCAUCCCUGACAAGCUGUUUUCCCCUUGCUCUCCCUGUUGCCCUGGUAGCUGACUGCCCACGGGGCUGGUGGCUCUGGGACCGGUUGUCGCCUCCAUGGUUUGUGUUUAGUGUGACCAGGAGAGUGUUCUGCUUCCCAGAGAACGUUCCAGGCCCAACUAAGGCCAUGCCCCUCUGUGGGGGGCUCAGCCUUUGGUUUGGGGACCAGUUUCAGUGACAUUGGCCCUGCCAGGUAGCACCUGGCUCUACACCCCUUUCCACCUCCUAGACUCCCAUUGUCUUCUGGCUGAUCAGAGGACUCGGGAUUGGAUGGUGGCAUUGGAGGAGGGGAAGCCCCUUCGGAAACCCCUCCCCCUACUCCAGAGUCAUAGCGUAUCUCCCUGAGGUUUGGUCAGUGACAGGUUCGUCCGCGUUCCUUAGGUGCCUCUAUCCACUCCUUCCCAGCCUUAGACACGAUUCCUGAAACCUCAGGACUUGUGCAGACUCUGUUGUGUCAAACCCAGGGUACAAGUCCCCUUGGGGGCAGGGCAGCAGGGUCGAAGCACUGUUGGUCCAUGUUCUAGGGACUUCCUGAAGGCUGGAUUUGAAGGGCCUCUUGUAGCUGUGACUUGAGUGUAGAGGUGGCUUUGAUUGGCCUUUGGACCUUCAGGCCUGUCUCCAGGCCCCUGCAGGCCAUGGGGCUCCUCUCAGUACAUCCCUGUCAGAUGAGUCCACGAUGACUCUGCACAGCCCUACACACCCUGGCAGCCUAGAACCAACCACCCGCUGUCCUUGAGAACCUCCUAUAAUGCCAUUGAAAAAAUGUCCCUUAUGACCCGUCCCACUAUUAUGUGUCCAGAGCUGAUCUGCGCCUUUUCCUCUUUUGUCCCCUUUUUGUCCUCAGCCCUGGGGGAGCUCCUGUUCCUUGUACCUCUGCCCCCACAUCCCUGGGCGGGAGCAGAUAUGCCUGGAGCUCAGCAUCUUUGUGGCCUUUGCUGACCUCUUGCUCUCUUUUCUGACUUGAUCAAGCCAGCCCUUCUUGCCCACUGUCUGGGGGGGAUUGAGGCUACGCACUGGCCUAACUGGGCUCUUUCCUCUUGAGGUUACAGGUACAGGGUGGGGCCUGGGGUCCUGGAAGCUGUCCCCUGUCCCUAUCUGCCCCUUCCACUUUCGGUCCUCAUAUGUGUACUGCAUUUGCCUAUGGCCCCUCCCCCCAACUCCCUUCCUUUUAUGGGGAGGUUUUUUGGGCUGUCUUGUCCCUUUCCUCCUAGCGGCCUUUCCCACUGGUCUGCCUCUGGGAGGGCUCGACUGUGAAAUGAGUUCACAUUCACACUUAUUGACUUCCUCUGCACCAAUCGUGUAUUUCACCAUUUGCACUUUUUGUAUUUCAAUAAAAAUAGAGAUCAAAAAAUA